Molecule: messenger RNA, 3131 nt
Organism: Mizuhopecten yessoensis (Yesso scallop)
Lineage: Eukaryota; Metazoa; Mollusca; Bivalvia; Pectinida; Pectinidae
Product: cell division cycle-associated protein 3-like
Exons: 4
Coding region: 110-772 (220 amino acids)
Source: RefSeq, a predicted model, not a curated record
UUAACGGUGACUUGAGUGCUUUACAAAAUAUUACAGCGAAUUUGAUUGGUCAGCGCGGGAACUUCAAAAUCUUGAAAACAAUUUUAGAUCAGAGAAUAUACCAAACAACAUGGGCAUGGCUAACAGUAAAACAGACUUUGGAGAGGGAGAGAUGAUCACACCUCCACGGACUGGUACACAUAAACGUGUGAUGGACCAUGAGUUUGACCCAAGGUCACCUUCAGUGGCGAUAACAAGAACUCCGAUUGUUGUGGAGAAAACCCCGGAGAGUCUGCUCGAUCCACGGUCACCAUCUGGAGGAAUAGUCAGGACUCCAAUUAUUACCAUUAUGCCUGAAUCACGCCUGACUCAGGACAAGGUGCCAUUGAUGCCAAACUUGGUAGAUGAGGGAGCUGAUGACCAAGACGACAAAUUGGAGGACACUGAUGAACUGCUUCGUGAGUUUGACAGCCUCCAUCAGAUGUCCAUAGCAGAGAAAAUAUCCAGUGAAGAUGCAGUUCAAUAUGUAUACAAAGAUCAAAUAGAGACAACUGUCCACAGAAAACCAGUGAAACCCACUCAGCCAAAACAACUGUUUCCUAAGCGACCCAUUUCUCUAAAUAAAGACAAUACAAGAUCACCUCUAGCCACACGGACAGUGGAUAUGAACUCACCGCGUGUCAUCAUUCACAAAAAACAGACCAAGCGUCUGGAAACGGCCAAGUCUUGUGUGCAGGAGGUGAUAGGCAGUGGUCGGUACUGUGUUCAGGAGAAAGAGAAUGUGGAGUAUUGAACUGUGUGUUAGAUUGUAGGUUGAUAUUAUUACAGUUUAACCCAUUCACCCCAAAGUCACAUUUGAAGCUUACCAAAUCAAAGACUGGGCAAGUCAAGUUUAAAUAUGUAGGGGUGAAUGAGGUAACGAUUAUUGAACAAUUCUGUGUAUCAUCUGGCAUAUCCAACCUUUGGCCAAACCAUUACUGACUGAUUUCUUUUCUUUUCCUUCAUAUGUUUUGUUUUCUCAAAAGGAACAAAUUACAAAUAUAUGUUAAAAAGCAUCGGAGUGUGAAAAGUGGUAUUUUCACAGUAAAUAAUGUUUGAAUUUGUAUUUGUGGGAAAAUAAAUAUGUCGUGAUGUAUGAAUGAUUUCUACCUUUCAACUGUUGUCUACUCAUCUCCAUCUUUUUACCAAUUCUGUCCUUUGAUAAUACAUGUAUGAUUACCACUCGUAGUCUACUACUGUCCGCCUAGCCAUAGUUAUAGUUGUACAACAAGAUUACCUGUCAUACGGUAUAUAAGCAUUACCCUUCAUAUGUUUUCCAUGAUGUUGCAGAAAGGGCAAGUUUUGUACAGACAAGGUUGUAGCACACAAGUAGAUGUGUAUGUCUGUGCAAUAAACAAGUGCCAUCUACAGCAUUAAUAUAGACAUGUGGAAUUGCUUUUAUUCCAUAACUACAAUUAUACUUUACAUGCAAUAUAACUUAUAAUUAUUCUUGAAUGAUCUAAAUUUGCUUCCUGAAAAGUUAAACUGAAAAGCAAUGGCAGUCCAAAUAAUAAUGAUGAUUGAUUAAUGAUGUUAGUUUACCAUAACAUAAAGGGAGCCAAGAUAUUGAGAUGAAAUUCACCAGUUCGAUCAGUUAACAACAAGUCACAACUGUCACUUUCCAGCACCACGUUCUAGCUAGCUAUGUAAUACUAUGUCCCAUUUGUUCUCACAGACGCUAAGGAUUCUAUAUCACAUCCUUGGUUAAGAACUGUGUAUCACAUCCUUGGUUAAGAACUGUGUAUCACAUCCUUGGUUAAGAACUGUGUAUCACAUCCUUGGUUAAGAACUGUGUGUAUCAGAGAGAGGUUUUGAUAUUUUACUUUUCAAUCGAUUAUCUUUUAUAGUGAAUAUAUGUGAAUGUAUGUACUUUAAUUAGAAAAUAGAAGUUAUUUACAGUAUAAUGAUAUGUAAGUCAGCAGCUCUGUCAAACAUUAAAUGAAAUACCAAUACAGUCGGUUAAAAAAACCACCUGAUUAACAUGUUAACUGCGAAAUCUGCCGAUACAGGAGAACAACAAAUCAUGAAUUCGAUAUAAGUUAUAUCAUAUGUUUAAUUGAUGAAUUUUGAAAAUUGUUAAAAAGAGAGAGGCUAUGUAAAAUUUCUAAAUAAAAAAAAAAUGAAAUGGCCUUUAUAAUUCAGCUUUCCUGUGUCGACCAGUUUCCUUUUGACAAUUUCUUGGACACUAUUUUUUUAUUCAUUGCCUUUGUUCCAUAUUAUAAUUGAACAUCAUUUUUAAGAGUUAAAUUUGGUGACAUUUAAAUAUACUCAAUCCUAUUACACUCAUUGUAUUAUAAUUAAACAGUACAAAAUAUGUAUAUAUUUUUUGUCAAUAUUAAGUAUUACAUGUAUCAAAUAAGUUAUUGUGUAAGGGUGAUUAUAUUUCAAAUUUAGGAUGCAAGGUUAUAUGUCAAUUGUGUAAAUAACUGGUAGAUGGAUGUUAUAGUCAUUUCUUGGUCUGCUUAUAUUUCAUGUUUUAUUCUUUACAAAUUUAAUGUGUCUGGUUUUGAUGCAAAGACUUGUGUGAACAAUUUCCUAUUUAGAGUGCUAACAUUGGAAAAACAACCACUGCCCUCCUGUACAUUGAUAGUGAUUUUUGAAAACUUUCACCAAUCCUGACAUCUUUACCAGUUUUGAGCUACAGGAAUUUACACCCCUGAAGGAAUAGUGACAAACAGUCCAUAAACAUGUAAUUUCAAGUAACAUUUUUGCUAUAAAAACUACACUGUCCACAUGAGCAAUUAAAGUACAGCUUGAACUUUUUCUCUACAAUUGCCAAUAAAACUUCACUUUACAAGAUAACCUUUGUCCACAUAGUCCUCUUAAAUUACAACUUGCACUACUCUGUCUGCAAUUACCACUAAAACCACACUUUAUUUAGUCUGCAUAAGUCAAUCAAACUACCUCACACCUGCAGAUCUAGAUCUUUAGCCAAUAAAAUUACACCUUACAACUAACAGGUCUACAUUAGCCAAUAUAGCUAAACCUUGCGUACACUCUCUGUAAACACAUUUUCAUGUUGAAUUUUAUCCGUUGAAAUUCAAGCAAUAUAGCCUUUUACAAUUUGAUGUUGAUAUUUUGUGAAAAAUAAAAAAUAAAUCCCUGAUAACUUU